Neofelis nebulosa (Clouded leopard) is the source of this 1054-nucleotide messenger RNA. Its product is annotated as olfactory receptor 5AR1. Gene Ontology annotation, molecular function: G protein-coupled receptor activity; olfactory receptor activity; odorant binding. Gene Ontology annotation, biological process: sensory perception of smell; G protein-coupled receptor signaling pathway. The coding region runs from base 104 to 1054 and encodes 316 amino acids. Gene Ontology annotation, cellular component: membrane. NCBI's taxonomy places the organism in Eukaryota, Metazoa, Chordata, Mammalia, Carnivora, Felidae. The record is from RefSeq and is a predicted model, not a curated record. The transcript has 2 exons.
AUCAAGAAGGUCUCAAUGGAGGUGGUGUUUUUCCUCUGGGGACAUUAUGGGAAUUUAUGGUUGUCACAUGAAGGGGAUAGAAUCUAGUAGGUAAGGGGCAAAAAUGCUAAAAGCCUGCAAAGUGCAAAACAAAAACCACUCAAUGGUGACCGAGUUUAUCUUUAUGGGCAUCACUCAAGACCCUCAGCUGCAGACCAUCUUUUUUGUGGUCUUCCUCUUGAUCUACCUGGUCAAUGUCAUGGGGAACAUUGGUAUGAUUAUCUUGAUCAUAACGGACACUCAGCUUCACACCCCCAUGUACUUUUUCCUGUGUAACCUCUCUUUCGUUGACCUGGGAUACUCUUCAGCCAUUGCCCCCAGGAUGCUGGCUGACUUCUUAACAAAGCACAAAGUUAUCUCCUUCUCCAGCUGUGCCACCCAGUUUGCUUUCUUCGUAGGUUUUGUGGAUGCCGAGUGCUAUGUCCUGGCCGCCAUGGCCUACGACCGUUUCGUGGCCAUCUGUCGACCCCUCCACUAUAGCACUCUCAUGUCCAAGAGAGUUUGUGUGGCUCUCAUGCUGGGCUCUUACCUGGCUGGCUUGGUGAGUUUAGUAGCCCACACUUCCCUCACCUUCAGUUUGAGUUACUGUGGUUCCAAUAUUAUCAACCACUUCUUCUGUGAAAUCCCACCUCUCUUAGCCCUCUCUUGCUCAGACACUUACAUCAGCGAGAUCUUGCUCUUUAGUCUGUGUGGCUUCAUUGAAUUCAGCACCGUCCUCAUCAUCUUCAUCUCUUAUGCCUUCAUCCUCGUAGCAAUCAUCAGAAUGCACUCAGCUGAAGGCCGCCAUAAGGCUUUCUCCACCUGUGGGUCUCACCUCACUGGCGUCACCCUUUUUUAUGGCACGGUCAUGUUUAUGUACCUGAGGCCAACAUCCAGCUACUCCCUGGACCAAGACAAGUGGGCCUCUGUGUUCUACACUAUUAUCAUCCCCAUGCUGAAUCCCUUGAUCUACAGUUUACGGAACAAGGACGUGAAAGCUGCUUUCAAAAAACUAACUGGAAGAAAACCUCAGUAG